Molecule: messenger RNA, 1136 nt
Organism: Lytechinus variegatus (green sea urchin)
Lineage: Eukaryota; Metazoa; Echinodermata; Echinoidea; Temnopleuroida; Toxopneustidae
Product: putative methyltransferase DDB_G0268948
Exons: 6
Coding region: 138-962 (274 amino acids)
Molecular function (GO): S-adenosylmethionine-dependent methyltransferase activity
Source: RefSeq, a predicted model, not a curated record
UCAUUGCCAAAAUAUUAUUCUCGUCACUUUCGGCGCCGUGUUGUGAAAGACAAUGCUUCCUCAAUAUAUGGUAGGCACAAAUGUAAUUAUUGUGAUCGUAAUUGUGUUAUCCGUAUUGUCGCAGUAUCAUUUCCAGUAUGAGUCGUUUCUUUGAAGACAAAGAGGUUGCUAUCAACUAUCUCCAAUAUCGACCACAUUAUUCCACGGAGGUUGCUGAAACAAUCGUGAACUACCUCGCUGAAUAUAGAAAGAAGCCAUUUGAGACUGCCCUUGAUAUCGGCUGUGGGUCUGGCCAAUUAACACGGUCCUUGUCACCUUACUUCAAUGAUGUAUUGGGAGUUGACAUUAGUCCUGCGCAGAUAGGUGUUGCAAAGGCAGCUCAAAACCCCCAGAAUGUGUCUUUCAGUGUUGGCAAAGCAGAAGAUUUACCUGUUGCCGACUCCUCAUUGGAUCUUAUUACAUCGGCCAGUGCAAGCCAUUACUUUGACUGGUCAAUAUUUCCCAAGGAGGUUGAUCGCGUCCUCAAACCUAACGGAUGCCUUGCUGUCUUAGGAUUUCACCAUCUUUACAUCGACCAUCCAAAUGAAGCGAUAAGGAAGAAACUGGAUGACUGUAUUGAGUCAUAUUUCGACUACGAGAACAAUGUACACUUGAAGGACUAUUCACCAAUCCAGUAUCAACAUACAAAAGAUGGAUACAGCACUUUACAAGUGCCGUUCGAUGACCAAAAAUGCGUUAACGUAGAAUUGCAAUAUGAUAUCUCGAUUACGGAUUAUAUUGAGUGUAUUAAAACUUAUGCCGUUGCUGUUGAAUUCAUAAAGGACAACCCAGGAACUUCAUAUUUUACUGACUUUAAACAGAGCAUUAUGUCCAUUCUUGGCGCCGAAGAACCCGAUGUCACCAUGGUGAAGUCUAAAAUGCCUGCCUUUGUAAGACUCGCGAGAAAACCUGAUAAACAUUAAUUAAACAUCUUAAUUUGAAAAUAAUUGCAAGCUCUAAAUUCCAGCCGUCGAGGCCAUCCAACAGCACUUUUAUUAAUUGUGGGAUAUUUGUGAAGAGAUUUGUUUUUGUUAAAUGAAGAAUUAAAUAUGGGUGGUAACAUAUUAUUGUUUAACUGAUACAUAUUAUUGUUUAAC